CUCCAGCCCACACUGGACCCCACCCUCACCAUGGCUCACUCUCCAGACCACCCAGCGGGGAUGCAGUGCCCGUUUCGUAGUGCUUUAUUUUUCUAAAUAUUAGCCCCAAUUAAAAAAACUUUUUUGUCCUCCCAUUUUUAGGGUAAUUUUAUGGAGUGUCAGCCUGAGAGCAGCAUCUCUCACCGUUUCCACAAAGACUGUGCCUCUCGAGUCAAUAAUGCCAGCUAUUGCCCCCACUGCGGGGAGGAGAGCUCCAAGGCCAAAGAGGUGACGAUAGCUAAAGCAGACACCACCUCCACGGUGACGCCAGGCCCCGGGCAGGAGAAGGGCUCUGCCCUGGAGGGCAGGGCCGACACCACCACGGGCAGUGCGGCUGGACCACCACUCUCGGAGGACGACAAGCUGCCAGGCCCCGCCUCCCAUGCGCCCGAGGGCUUCGAUCCGUCGGGACCUGCUGGCCUCGGGAGGCCGACCCCCGGCCUUUCCCAGGGACCAGGAAAGGAAACCUUGGAGAGUGCUCUUAUUGCUCUCGACUCGGAAAAACCCAAGAAGCUUCGCUUCCACCCAAAGCAGCUGUACUUCUCCGCCAGGCAAGGGGAGCUUCAGAAGGUGCUCCUCAUGCUGGUGGACGGAAUUGACCCCAACUUCAAAAUGGAGCACCAGAAUAAGCGUUCCCCACUGCAUGCCGCGGCGGAGGCUGGACACGUGGACAUCUGCCACAUGCUGGUUCAGGUUCGGCAGGCACAGCGCCCUCCUGAGGCCCUUCACCUGCUCCCUUUCAUUGCUAUCACCGUGAAAUGAGACCAUGUUCGUGGUUCUUCCGGUUUAAAAGUUACUCAGUGCCGUGAAGCAGACCCAGAAUCAGCCUUUCUGACCCCAGUCCUGCAAGCACAUCAGGGCUUCCCGCUGCUUCCUCCUGCGUGUACCGCGGCCUCUGACCAGAGCAUGCUGCCUCUCGGCUGUUUCUUGAUUUGCUUUCCCUGGCUUUGGUUCUUGUCACUCAUGACUCCAUCCUCGGGAGGCAAGCACUAGGCAUGGACGCCCUUUGUGUGUAAAUCAGACCACGUGAGCAUUUUUAAGCCACCUUGUAUUCUGCAAGGGCGUGCUGUGUCACGUUAGUCACUGUCGUGUGUUUCGGUUGCUUGAGUUGACUCUGCCUCCUGCUGAUUUAUUCCAGACCCUCUGCACACUGCCCGUGUGGCUCAGUGCUCAGACACACGACGCCACUUCUCCUCCGUGACGUUCCCUGAUCCCUGUGUUGGGGCCCCUGUUUCUCAAAUGCCAGGUUUGAGUCUGGUGCAGUCUGACUUCUGAGCCCUUGGAUGUGACCUAUUAUUUCUGGAAACUUUAGGGGCUUUCCUUGAACCCCACUGGGCUGAAGUUGCACCUUGUUGUAGCGUGGGGCCUUUUAGACUCGCCGGAGCGUUUGGUGCAUUUGGUGUGCCCUUUCAAUACAGAAAUCCAUGCUGUCUGUCCUGGGAGGAUUUCCUGUGUGACUUCUGUGCCUAGGUCCCCUCUACCCGUCUCAGUGCCCGGGUCCCCUCUGCCCGUCUCAGUGCCCGGGUCCCCUCUGCCCGUCUCAGCUUUGUCGUUCUAGGACUCUCGUAAUUCAGGCGUGGGACCUUCCAAACUGAUUCCUGCUGUGUUCUCUUCUGCCAUCUAGGCAGCAUUCUCAACUUCAGCUUCUAGCUCCUGGGGGAUUUUUAAUGUGUGAGGUCACAUUUUCAAAUCCCAAGAAUUCCUUUCUGCUCUCGGAUAGUUCCUUUUCUCUGAAGCUCUUAUGGUUUUUCUGAAGUGUUAUGCUGCUCUGUUUUAGUUUUUCUUAUCUAAAGGUUCUCCUCAAACGCCCAUGACUCUUCUUUAUUGUCAAACUACUAAACGCUGGCGGUAGCUCCUGCUUGCCGGGGGCUGGUCACUGCAGGGUGACCUCCAGGCCUUGCUGUUUUGUUGGGGCCCCCAGACACCGCUGUCUGGGAGGGGCCUGUCCCCUCGGACUGCACCCGUCUCUACCUUCCUUAGGGCCGAGAAGGAGAGAGCAAUGGCGCUCCGUCUGUUGCACUCACACCUACCCGCUCUCCGGCGACGGAGUCGUCACUGAUGAUGUUUGUUACUAUUUGCCUGGAAUGAUUUUUCCCUCCUUUUAGUCUGACUUUCUUCCCCUCCUUUUCGGAUAUACGUGUUUUAAACACAGAACUUGACUUUUUAUAAAUUUGGUCUAACAAUUUUGGUAUUUUAAUAGGAACUUUUAGUCUUGCUCUUAUUUAUAUCUAAUGUCGUAUAGUUUUAAUUUCUAGCUGUCUUUGUCCAUUUUUUCUUGCUGUAACAGAAUCCUUGAGGCCAGAUCAUUUAUAAAGAAAAUAAAUUUAUUUCUCACAGUUCUGGAGGCUGGGAAACCCAAGGUCAAGGGGCUGCCUCUGGAGACUUCUGGAGAGGCCGCGUGCUGUGCCCACACACAGCCGGGAACCGCACAGAGUGAGAUACUCCAGCGCAGACUCUUGCUGCGGACCAGGCUGCCCACAUGGGAGCAGGUCUGUUCUUGGGGGACUGACCCCGUCUUGGAGAAAGGCGAGGCUCCCAUCUUCGGAGCCUCGUUACCUCUUAAAGGCCUGGCCUCCCAGCCUCACUGGGGCCCCCAAUCCCAAUAAAUAAAUCGCAUUCAGGCCGUAGGCCCAGCCUUUUGAA
Sapajus apella (tufted capuchin) is the source of this 2682-nucleotide messenger RNA. Its product is annotated as histone-lysine N-methyltransferase EHMT1-like. The record is from RefSeq and is a predicted model, not a curated record. The transcript has 4 exons. Gene Ontology annotation, molecular function: protein-lysine N-methyltransferase activity; histone methyltransferase activity; zinc ion binding. The coding region runs from base 151 to 801 and encodes 216 amino acids. Lineage: Eukaryota; Metazoa; Chordata; Mammalia; Primates; Cebidae.